CGCAUAUAUAAAAAGGUACGGUACAUGCUGCGCUGGGAACGGGAACGCGAACGAAGGAUCAAGUUGUUCAAAAAUGUUUACUGUUCUCCCCCGAAUUACAAGCUUAUCUACUAGAGCUUUUUCUUGCUUGACCACCUAUGGAAAUAAAACUUUUGUAAAAUCAGUUAGUAGAAGUGGAGCCCUAUCAUCAUGCUGGUCCUCCUGGUCUCUGAAUGCUUCAUGGCUUAUUAAGUUCAAUCAAAAGAAUGGCAAUACAGAAAGAUAUUACUCCAGUGAUGAAGCAUCAGGUUUACCUCUGGUUACAAGCAGAGAAUUACUUCACUCUGAUCCAACAUUAGAACCUGUUCAAGCAUGGCUAGAAACAAUGAAUUCACUUGAAGACAACAAACUUGGUCUCAUAGAUCUUCAUCCACAUGUCUUUGCUACAUUUCCUAGGAUAGAUAUCUUACAUAGGAAUGUUCUAUGGCAGAGAAAUUACAAGAGAAUAAGUUUAGCAAAUGCUAAAAGCAGGGCAGAGGUAAGAGGAGGUGGAAGGAAACCAUGGCGACAGAAGGGUACUGGUCGAGCUAGACAUGGUAGCAGAAGAUCACCUAUCUGGGUUGGAGGUGGUAAAGCAUUGGGGCCAAGAGGUCCUAGAAGCUACUGGUAUGUAUUACCUAAUGAAAUAAGAGCUCAUGGUCUGAGGGUUGCGCUCACUGUUAAAUUGACCCAAGACGAUCUUCAUAUAGUAGACUCACUUGACAUCCCAUCAUCCGAUCCUGGGUACCUGCAAGAUCUAUGCAAGGAACGUUACUGGGGAGAAUCAGUGCUCUUUGUAGAUGUGUAAGUUUCCAAUUAUUAUUUUUCUUCUUUGAAUUGUAAGUUUGGAAAGUGACAAAGCAUUCAUGUAAAAAAACUUAAAACUGCAAUUCACACUUCGGCUUCUGUUUGUUUCUCAUUGCCAUAAUGUAGCAUUUCAUUAAGUCAUCACUGCAAACUUGUUAUUUUCAAAGUAUUGACAUUUCCAUACAUUUUGCACGUUACAACGACUGCGGUUAAAGAAAUAAAGCAACACAAAACAUUUCAGACAAUUUUGCAAGUGAAUAGGGUAAUCCCUACUGUCAACAUACAUUUCAAAGCUUCUGUUUCACUUUCCUGGGCUUGGAAAAAAAAUCCUUCAAGAUUUUAGUUUUGAUUUUGUUGCCUGUAUUCUCUUUAUUAUGAUGCCACUAUUUGACUAUAAAUAAUUGAAUUUGAAUUAUAGUUGAAUAUGGACAAUUUGAGGACAUCUUUUACAGGGGAAGUUCCCACAGAUAAAAAAAAAUGCUUUAAAAAAACAAAAAUAUUGGUGAAGAUUUGAUAAAUAAUAAUGAGUCAAAGAAUAACAGGGUUAUGAAUUUUUAAACUUUUCAUUUUUCUGAUGUCACAGAUGGGCAGCUCCUCUAUAUUCAUGUGAUAUAAACUACAGAAUUUUUUGAUAUUUGGGAUGGAUAUUUAUCAUCAGACAUAUCAUUUCACCUUGUAUUUAUAAGAUGAUCUUUUUAUUCACCAUUUUCCUUAAAAAACAGAAUUUAUGGAUUUUAAGCUGCUCACAUCAUAAAUUACAGCCUUUAUUAUUUUUCAAUGGAUUUUCACCGAACCUUGACCAAUAUCUUUCUCUAAUUUUUCUUAUCAUCAAGGUGACCUUCUCCUUUAAAGAAGAGUUACUAGGCUUACAAUUAUACCAUGGUCAAUUUGGUGAUGAAGUAACAAGAAGGUUUAGAUUAUAAUUUUGGAACUUCUUUUGAGAUAUUAAGAAGUGUGUGUGUGUCUGGAUGGGCAUGCACAUGUGUUUGAUUAGUGAAAACCUUAUCAAACUUGUUAUAGAUAUACAUGUAUAUGAGAUAUUCUCAUCAAGUUUUUGAGUUUUGUGGCAAGUAAAGUUAGUUACUCAAUGUGUAAAGUGAUGAUUGAAUAGUGAGAGUGCUGGGGCUCAUGGCAUAGAAUGUCAAUAUUACGGUAACAUUGACAUUUCCAAGGAUAUUAUGUCCUCCUAAAGAAAGAAAGUAGGACUGUACAAUUAUGGUAUGAUUUCACAAACUUCCUAGCAGCAUCACUCCCUUUUGUAAAGCAAAGGAAAAUCAUGAAAUGUAAUAUAUCAAAAUCUAUCAGAAAAUUGUAUUUUCAUUUUGAUAAGGCCAAAAAAAUUUCUCGCUCACUCACUCGCAACUUCAGGGAUUUUGCCCAUAUGCCAUGUUCUGUCCCUCAACUUCAGCUCAUUAAAUACACCGCUGACCAAGCAAACAAAAUCUGGGACUGUGAACUAUAUACAGUGUAUAUAUUUUUUACCUAAUUGGCCCACAAACUCCAUUUCCAUAGAUGCAACUCUGAAUAAAUGUAUCAUAGACCACAGCUAUCCAACGUUCUCGCCAGGUUCAUUAUGGCGGUUGGUGGCGCGAAACGACGCAAGCCGCGCAGCGGCUUCGGUGCGUGCAAAGCAUGCACGGGGGGGGGGGGUGUUGCACCUCCCGCGCGAAGCGCCGGAACUAGCGAAAAUAUCAAUAUCGACGAGCUUAGGUUGCUGCUAAAUGCAACACAUUUUAUGUCUAUUUAAUGCUUCUCCGGCCACACAGCCGUAACGGUUGCGGGAAUUGCGAUUGAAGCAGAAAAUCAAAGGCAUUACUGAUAACUUCAAAACCGUUGAAUUCAAAAGGAAAGGAUUCAAAGUCAAUCUCAUUUUAUACUUACAGUUAAUAGAUUUAUUCACAUCGAUGAUAUUGAUAAAUUUACUCCAUACUUUCCAAUGUUUAGAUCGCUACAUCCUGUAGAAAGUUUGAUUUAUUUUGUGAAUGCUUGUUGCUUCUUAUGUCAAUGACCGACUACAUCAACGGACCGCAUGCGUAGCCCCUUGCGCUGCACCAUGCCCUUAUCAAAAUCCAAAGAUUGUUCCGACUUUAUCGAAGCCUCGGAAGUUCCUAGGCUUCAAAAUACUGGGCAUCGGUAUCAUGAGACGGGGUCCCCAACUUCUAUAAUUUGCAUGUUUUUUUCAGAUACUCACUGAAACUAUAACUCUCAUAAGACUUCUGUUGAUGAUUUUUAUACUAAUAAUAUCCAAUGAAGAUUUGUUUCUCACUAUCAGUUAUUGCUAUGUUCAUUUAAGAUAAUGAAUGUGCUCACCAUGAGCAUGAGAAAUAUUUUUAGUCAUUCAUAAUGAAUACUUUAAUAUUACGAUUUUGUUGUUAUAAAAUAAUAAAUAAUCACGAUCUAAAAUUUGUUUUGAAAGGAUAGCUUAAUUGACAGGAAAGCAGAUUUCUAUUUUUACAUAAUACACUAUGUACAAUUACAGCGUGUGUGAAAGAGAGAGAAAGAGGGGGGGGUUAUAGGAUGGUCGAAGGGAGAGAGCGAAAAGGGAGGGGAUCGUGGACAGUGAAAAGGGGAUUUUGAGAUCGUGUGUGUGGGAUUGGUGAAGAAGUCAACAUUCGAAGAGAAUACACAUUUAUAGACGUAUCUACACUACUGAUGAUGAUGACGGCUGAAUCAUCUUACUUUACAUGUAUACUAUGGCGAUUUUAAAUUUAAAAGUGUUUUCUUGCACCAUGAGUGGGAAGAGGUGUGUGAUUCAAUAAAUUGCAACACAAUAUAACCAUAGGUGCAGUUUUAAAGUUACAGAAAUGCACAAACAGAUUUUUUUUUAAUGAAGAAAAAAAAAGUCAGAAAGAUUUUCUUAAUUUUAUAGCCCCCACCCAGCGUAAACAACAUGAAGAAUAUUUGAGGUCACGAAAUCAGCUGAUUAGCACUCAAACAACAGAUUAACAGGUCACGCACGUGGCACACAUUCCAAUUGCGGGAAUUCGGGGAAACCUGUUUUCAAGCACAAUAAUUGGCUCAACCCAGAAAGUGAAUACUAAUUCGAUCACGUGCCAUCGGCUUUUAAUAGGGCGUCUCGUAAUUCCACACAUUCUAACUCAUUUCAUAUAUCAUCAAAUGUUAAUAAAUCAUUUUGCUGUAAGUAAAUGAGUUGGAUAUUAUAUCAAUCCAUUCCUUUGGCUUUUUCAUUAUUAACGUGAUCUUUGAUUAGGCCCCUCCGAGCUCCGGCAGUGUCAUCGGAAAAGCAUUCAUGUACCCCGGUCCUAAGGCUGGGACUGACUGGAUGAAAUUAAAUUUCGAUCGAAUUUUGAUAUGAUUUUGGACACUCUUUACUUAUGACAAAAUAAGUGACAAUAUCAACUGAAAUUUGUAACAUCUGAAUUACAUUGCUCAACCCAGUAACCGAGGGUACCCCUCUCUCCUCACUUUAUUUUUUUAAAUAUUUAAGACGUAAAUAAUGUGAGCAAUGCGGGGUAAACAUCUUCGCGCUUGAGAAAGAGUCUUGGGCCUCGAGUGGAGGUCGUAUUGUAUAGGGUCACUCACACGUAUUGCGAGGUUAGUAUUAGUAUACUAACCUCGCACCAUGAACCGCGUUUGGCAGUGGAUUUCUAACUAGUGGGUCGCGCGUGCUGCGAUCCCGCUUCUGGUGUCCACAAUACACUACUUCUAUGGCUUGAUUUUUCUGUGCGUGGCGGCAUGUAAUGAACCCUUGAGUGGUAUAGGGUAGAGUGAGUCAAAGAAAUCCUGGGAAGAUAUCGUGGACGAAAUAAUCGACAAGUUUAUUUUAGGAUCUGAAAAGCAAAUUGUUUUUUUGGUUUUUUUUACAUAUUCAGUUUUUGGUGUAGAUCUAGGCCUGUUUUACAGUUGUUGGCCACGUUUGUCGGGGAAAUUCACGGUUGGCGGCUUUGCCCUGAAAACUUUCAGGGUAGUCGGCGCCUGCCCACCGUGACGCAUGGUAGCGAGAACGUUGCCUGAGCUAUCUAUGCCCCCCCC
Molecule: messenger RNA, 4818 nt
Organism: Lytechinus pictus (painted urchin)
Lineage: Eukaryota; Metazoa; Echinodermata; Echinoidea; Temnopleuroida; Toxopneustidae
Product: large ribosomal subunit protein uL4m-like
Exons: 7
Coding region: 74-826 (250 amino acids)
Biological process (GO): translation
Cellular component (GO): ribosome
Molecular function (GO): structural constituent of ribosome
Source: RefSeq, a predicted model, not a curated record